CGCGUAAAGAUAUGGACAGUGAUUAUUUUGACAUUCUCAUGACGUCUGGGUGGAAAAUUUAGUACACACAAGCAAUUAAAAGAUGGCGGCAAAUAAUCCACCGCAAGAAGCUGUUUUUAAGUCUCAUGACGGUUUACAAAUUACCAUUACUGAUGGUGAUAUCCUCUCUGUACCAGCUGACACACUUGUAACGAGAGAGCACCCAAAUUUGAGCCCAGCCAGUCAACUUUGUCGGUCAUUCUGUCGUGUUGCAGGUAUUACAACUGCAGACUGGAUAGAUUAUGUUAAGAAGAUUUACCGACGAUUGGAGCACACCACAGUCAUUAGUAAAGUUACCAAAAAACCAUCUCCUUUUAACUAUGUGUUUCACGCCAUUGUAGAUUCUUCUCAGUUGUCCACCAUAGAUCUAGAAAAGCUGUAUGUUGAUGUAUUAAGUAAAGCUGAAAAAAACAAUGUGCAGUCUCUGGCAACACCACUUCUUGUCAGCGAAAAUAUUCGCCAAAAAAACCCUAUAAAUGUUUUGAUGAAGUGUUUAGAAAAUCAUAAAAGACGAUACUUGGAAAAUGUUUAUUUGGGUGCCUCAAGUUCUAUGGAAUUUCAAAAGAUGUACGACUCUGGGCGAAAACAUUUGACGUUAGAAAGAGACAACAUGAGUUCUGGUAGAAGCACGUCUGAAACAGUGACAACAAUGAAUGACAAAACACAGAAGUACUCUGUUCGUGUUGCAGCUUCUUCUUAUGAUGAUUCAGCGGUUGUCAGUGAUGAAGUCAGGUCCAACCCAACACGGAAAGAAGACCUGAUAAAAUCUGAAAGUUUUACUUUCAAUUCAAAGCUGAAAGUUGUCGUUUGUCAUGGAGACAUUUUCAAAUCUGGCACACAGGCAUUAGUAACAGGAGAAAACAAACAGUUGUGUCCCCUGAGCUCCGAUUGGAAAAGGUACUGUUUAUUGAAAUGGAUAUCUGAAGAACAAUGGAAAACUGAUUUCAAAAGAAAACAUGUGUUUAUUGAAGAUAAUAAGGUAUAUACGGAUCCAAGACCUACUCACGAAUGUUUUAAGUAUGUCUUCCACGCCAUUGUGUAUCCCUACCAUGAAUAUGGAGAAAGAACAUGGUUAAAUGAAAUGAAGAAGUUAUAUGAGAAUGUUGUCAGAGAUACAGAGAUAUACGUCUCCUCCAUAGCCAUGCCUCUCCUUACGACUGAAAAUGUUCCGAGAGGUUUUGCAAUAGAUGCAGCUCUUCAGAGUCUGGCUGAGAUAAAAACUACUUUGAAAGAAGUUCACAUUUAUGUGCCCAAUUUGGAUGACAUCAACAAAAUCCUCAGUAGUUGUCGGCAGAAUGUGGACAAGUUCAUUGACAUGGUGAAUUCUUCAGAUGUAUGGAACAAGAAUGAUUCAGCAUCAAAAUCACACACAUCAUCUGUACCCUCCACAGAUACUGCACCGUCUAACAAAAAUUUUCUGAGUCAUGACAGUGAUAAAUUACCAAUGACAAACUCCAUUGACAAGAAGAGUGAGUGUUUCACCAAUGUGUCCAAUAUUAAAAUCGUUAUUUCUGAUGGCGAUGUCCUGGACUCGCAGACAGAUGUUCUGGUGACGGGAGAAUGUCCGUGCUUGAUUAAAAAGAGUGACAUCUGUAGGAGAUACUGCCAGAAGGAAGGACUGUCAGAAAGAGACUGGAAAACGUACUUGAAAGAGAAUUACUGUGACAUGAACACUGUGUGCAGAAGUGCAAGACCCAAAGUUUUGUCAUUUGAUUGUGUGUUCCAUGCCAUUGUCAGUCGAUAUACUGGAAAAGACCUAUGGCUUCAUAACAUGACACAGCUAUACAGAAAUAUAGUCGAUAAAGCAACAGAUUACAAAACAUCUUCCAUAGCCAUGCCUCUUCUUACUUCAGUUUUAGAUGCUGUUCCUAGAGAAUUGGCAAUAGAAGCAGCAGUGAAGUCUCUUUCCUGUAUUUCAUCAUCCACUAUCAAGGAGAUCCAUGUAGUAGCAUCGAGUUUGGAGUUUGAGGAAAUACGUAGAUGCUUCAAAGAUCACUUAAGACCAGCAAGUGACCCUUCAAGGUUUGACCGAUCACCAACUACCAGCAAACAAACAUUGCCAAUGGUAUACACGGAUGAGUCGACAUCAUCACAUGGUGUUUGGUCAUCUAGUAACACCUCACCAGCUACAACCUCAUACCCGAACAAUUCUGCAUCACGUGAUUUCUUCUCAUCAAGUAAGACAUAUUUGACUACAUCACGUGACCCCCACCCAUUCAGGGAGAAAAAUUCGCCUACAGCCUCACUCCAGAACCAGUCAACUUCACUUGACCUGUACCCAUCCAGUACUUUGACUACAACUUCCCUCCGGAACCAGUCGACAUCACAUGACCUGUACCCAUCCAGUACUUCGACUACAACUUCACUCCGGAACCAGUCGACAUCACAUGACCUCUACCCAUCCAGUACUUCGACUACAACUUCACUCCGGAACCAGUCGACAUCACAUGACCUCUACCCAUCCAGUACUUCGACUACAACUUCACUCCGGAACCAGUCGACAUCACAUGACCUCUACCCAUCCAGUACUUCGACUACAACUUCACUCCGGAACCAGUCGACAUCACAUGACCUCUACCAACUUCAUCCAGUACUCACAUGA
Gigantopelta aegis is the source of this 2641-nucleotide messenger RNA. RefSeq lists its product as uncharacterized. The transcript has 7 exons. The record is from RefSeq and is a predicted model, not a curated record. Bases 83 to 2641 code for a protein of 852 amino acids. Lineage: Eukaryota; Metazoa; Mollusca; Gastropoda; Neomphalida; Peltospiridae.